Debaryomyces fabryi is the source of this 1158-nucleotide messenger RNA. RefSeq lists its product as uncharacterized. The coding region runs from base 1 to 1158 and encodes 385 amino acids. Gene Ontology annotation, biological process: glycerophospholipid biosynthetic process. Gene Ontology annotation, cellular component: mitochondrion. The record is from RefSeq and is a predicted model, not a curated record. NCBI's taxonomy places the organism in Eukaryota, Fungi, Ascomycota, Pichiomycetes, Serinales, Debaryomycetaceae. The transcript has a single exon.
AUGUUAUUAGUUAGAAGCCCAAUUAACACUGUUAAACCAUUAAAUCGUUGCUUACACGGGGCUACUCGAAGAUUUUUCCAAAGAUCGGAUAUUGCAUUCGUUUUCGAUAUCGAUGGAGUAUUACUCCGGGGGUCGAAACCAUUACCAACAGCUAAACCAGCAUUAGAAUUACUAAAUAAAUAUAAGAUCCCAUUUAUAUUAUUGACUAACGGAGGUGGUGUUACAGAGUCGUCUAGAGCUAGUUUCUUAUCUUCUUCAAUUGGGGUUCCUAUUUCUCCUUUACAAAUAGUUCAGAGUCAUACUCCAAUGAAAGCAUUUGCGCACAAUAAUCAAUUCGACAGGGUGUUGGUCGUAGGAGGAGAUAGAGAUAAUGCGAGGAAGUGUGCAAGUGAAUAUGGGUUUAAAGAUGUGAUUAUGCCUGUCGAUAUUGUGAAUGCUGAUCCUUCUAUUUCGGCUCAUCAUCGAAUUACUCCGGAGGAAUUUGAGUGUGCGUUAAGUCCAGAAAAGCUCAAUAUAGAAAAGCCUGUGAGCGCAAUCUUGGUAUUUAAUGAUUCCAGAGAUAUGGGCACAGAUAUUCAAAUAAUUCUUGAUUUAUUGAAUUCAGAAAAUGGGGUCAUUGGAACAAAGAGGUCCAAUGUCAGCACUAAAGAUAAGCAGAAACCCUCAAUUCCGAUCGUAUUUAGCAACAAUGAUUUUUUGUGGGCAAAUGACUAUAAGCUUCCGAGGUUUGGACAAGGUGCGUUAAGAAUAAUGAUUGAAGCCUUGUAUAAGGAAGUGAACGGCUUGAAAGAAAACGAGAAAUUGCAAUCAGAAAUUUUGGGUAAGCCGUUCCCCGUGCAAUACGAUUUUGCCCAUAAUGUUUUAAUUGACUGGAAUAAUAAAUUAUCAGAGAAUAAGACAGAUGAAAAAUAUCAAGUUUUACCAAAAUUGAACGAAAAACCGACCAAUUCGCCCUUUAAAAGGAUCUACAUGAUUGGAGAUAACCCUGCAUCCGACAUUCUAGGGGCUAAUAUUAACGGUUGGGAAUCAUUAUUGUUGAGAACAGGGGUUUACAAGGAUGAAGAUUGGGACACAAUUGUUGCAAAGCCUUCCGGUGGAGUUCAUGACGAUGUAUUAGAAUCAAUUAGAUUUGCAUUAAAUGAAAAUUCAGUUAUGUAG